AUGUCUUCAACGAUACCAGAAGAGGGCUCGGAGAUCCCAGAGCCCUUGCAUUCCCAACGUCUAUCUAUGGUCGAAACCAAUGAGAGCCUCCGCAACCGGGGUAUCACAGAAACACCCCCGCGAUUGGAUUACAACUACCCUGUUAUUGGACAUGAUGCGGACCCUGUAUUCCCUGAAGAGUACACCGUUGAAACCAGCACUGGUCUUGUACCCGAAAAGACCUUGGAGGAGAUCCGAUCUCGCCCUUCUACCUCAUCCACAAAAGCUGGCACGCCGCCUGACACCGACCUCGAAAAAGGAGAGAAUGGGCCUACAGAGUUUGUAACAUUCACCAUCGGUGAUCCUGCACACCCCCACAAUUGGUCCCGAGCUUAUCGCUGGUACAUCACUCUUGUUGCCUCAGGUCUUGUGGUAUGUGUCGCAUUUGGUUCCGCCAUUGUCACCGGAGGAUUGGGUUUGAUUGAAGAGAAAUACAAUGUCUCUCUUGAGGUUGCAAUCCUGACAUGCUCAAUCAUGGUCUGCGGAUUCGCAGUUGGUCCUCUUCUCUGGUCUCCCCUCUCUGAGAUCAUUGGCCGAAGGCCUGUGUACAUAAUCUCUCUCGGUUUGUAUGUCAUUUUCAACAUUCCAUGCGCGCUGUCCCCAAACAUCGGUGGCCUGCUCGUGUGCCGAUUCCUAUGCGGUGUCUUCUCCAGUUCAGGCCUUUCCCUCGCUGGUGGCACCAUCGCCGAUAUCUGGAACAUUGAGGAGCGCGGUAUGGCCAUUGCUUAUUUUGCUGCUGCACCAUACUGCGGCCCUGUUCUUGGCCCCAUCGUGACAGGUUGGAUCACCGUUGGAAGUGGCCGUCUCGACCUCUUUUUCUGGGUGAAUUUGGCCUUCGCCGGUGCAGUGAUGGUCCUGAUUGGUCUUAUCCCAGAGACAUAUGCUCCAGUCAUUCUUAAACGCCGCGCCGCAAAGCUGCGCAAGGAGACCGGAAACCCGAACAUCGUGACCGAGCAAGAAAAGACAAAGCUCACCUUCCGAGAAAUCGCUCGCACAAGCUUGAUCCGACCUAUCACGAUGAUCAUGACCGAGCCCGUUCUCGACCUAAUGUGCAUGUAUAUCGUCCUGAUUUACGCAAUGCUCUACGCCUUCUUCUUUGCAUACCCCGUGAUCUUCACUAAGCUCCAUGGCUAUAAUGACGGCCAGAUCGGACUCAUGUUCAUCCCGAUUCUGAUCGGUGCCGGCUUUGCCCUAGUUGUCACUCCAGUCAUCGAAGGCAAAUUCAAGAGGAUCUGCAGCGUUCGAGAUCCAACACCAGAAGACCGACUCCACGCAGCCCUGCUGGGUGCACCUUUUAUCCCGAUCGCCUUCUUCAUCUUGGGCGCUACCUCCUACAAGCAUAUCAUCUGGGUUGGACCGGCUUCGUCUGGUAUUGCCUUUGGCUUCGGCAUGGUGCUCUGCUACUAUGCAGUGAACAAUUAUAUCAUCGACUCGUACCAGAAAUAUGCUGCGUCAGCUUUGGCAGCUAAGGUCUUCCUGCGAUCUGGUGGUGGUGCAGCUUUCCCGCUGUUCACCACGCAAAUGUACGAUCGUCUUGGGUUGCAGUGGGCUUCUUGGCUGCUUGCUUUCAUCGGACUUGCCAUGGUUCUUAUUCCGUAUGUUUUCUUCUUCUACGGAGGGAAACUGCGUGCAAAGCUCACUCGGGACUAA
Molecule: messenger RNA, 1689 nt
Organism: Penicillium robsamsonii
Lineage: Eukaryota; Fungi; Ascomycota; Eurotiomycetes; Eurotiales; Aspergillaceae
Product: MFS transporter
Exons: 1
Coding region: 1-1689 (562 amino acids)
Biological process (GO): transmembrane transport; spermine transport
Cellular component (GO): fungal-type vacuole membrane
Molecular function (GO): spermine transmembrane transporter activity
Source: RefSeq, a predicted model, not a curated record